Messenger RNA from Cantharellus anzutake, 583 nucleotides. RefSeq lists its product as uncharacterized. The transcript is spliced from 2 exons. NCBI's taxonomy places the organism in Eukaryota, Fungi, Basidiomycota, Agaricomycetes, Cantharellales, Hydnaceae. The record is from RefSeq and is a predicted model, not a curated record. The coding region runs from base 130 to 513 and encodes 127 amino acids.
ACGACCCUCGGACAGGUACGGAAGGAGGGAAACAUGCGAAGUAGCUGCAGCUACCGCUGAGAGGCUUUUUCGAAGGGUACGUCACUGCUUUUUUUUUUGAUCAGCUGCUCGGUGUUGUACUGAAGCCGCAUGGUAAUGAUACACCAGGAUCGCCGUCGUGGCGUAAGGGGAUACCAUCGCCACGGAUCGAUCUCUUCGGCUUACGGAGAUGACUAUUACGAUGACAGUUAUCUCUCUGACGAUGAUGAGCGAUAUUCCCAUUAUGGAGGUCGCCGUCGCCUUUCUACUGGGUCUACCGGUGCCCUUAUUCCGUCGGGCUUUGGAGCAGGGUAUGGUUCCUACCCACAGCUUACAUAUGCCGGGCAGCAAGUGGGAUAUCCCACUGCUGGGUACCCAGCUACCUCCGCAUAUGGAUAUCAGCCUGCAACUGUUGGAGGUGGACUAAUGGUUCCGCAUGCGAGGUCAAGAGCGUCGUCGUUUAGUUAUGCCGGAUCACCCGGAUACAUGUACUGAUCGAGGUUCAUUUGUAACCAAUUUUUUUUUGUCUUGUCGAAUGUGAAAAAAAUGCCCCCUUUUUUCCAAG